Molecule: messenger RNA, 5101 nt
Organism: Trichosurus vulpecula (common brushtail)
Lineage: Eukaryota; Metazoa; Chordata; Mammalia; Diprotodontia; Phalangeridae
Gene: INPP5E
Product: inositol polyphosphate-5-phosphatase E
Exons: 12
Coding region: 692-2662 (656 amino acids)
Biological process (GO): phosphatidylinositol dephosphorylation
Molecular function (GO): inositol-polyphosphate 5-phosphatase activity
Source: RefSeq, a predicted model, not a curated record
AAGGAGCUGAGCUGGGAGCACCACCGGGGGAGCGAGGCCCCGGCGCGGGGUCCGGGCAGGCCCUUUCUGGCUCCCUUUUGCGGCUGCAUGUGGACUCUCCCAAUAUUCCUAUCGGGCCAGGACGUGGGAGAAAGUCAUCGCCCUGGGCCCAGAGAGGAUCUGUGGCUUAUGGGAUGUCCCACGAAGACCGAGGGAUGAAAACUUGCCUUUACUCUCACAGUCCCCGUCUGCAGCUGUGUUUUUUAUAUGAGGACCAUGACCUCCUUCGCUUUAUGUGUGGAUUCCCUGAGAACAGAGAAUACUAUUGGUUUUAAGGCUGCAGGAAGGAUAGAGAUAAGAGAAUUAGAGUAGGAGCUAGAAAUAAUUUAUUGAUGAGCGAAGAGCAAGAAUUGGAUCUUACUUAAGAACGGGAAAAACAGGAAAUUGCUGCCUUGAAGUAUAACACAGGAAAUUUCUGUGUGGCUCGAUGACUUCAAGAUUUCCAACCAUGCACCAGUUGACUGUGGCCGUUUUACACCAUCUCACACCCCAAAGUAAGGUAUCUAUUGGGUCUUUGACUUUGGUAUUUGGGCUUUCCAAACCCAAAUGCACAUCCAGGAUAUUCAGAGGGAUAAAUGGUGAAUUAACAAGGUGAGUUUUCUCAGGAAGAUCAAGCUCUCAAGCUUGGUGGGGGUAUGGACACUCUCAGAAGAUGCCAGCCAAGCCAGUGAUAAUGGAUCCUAAGCAUUCACUUUCCCAGCAGCCAGUAGCCUGCAUGAGUCCACAGUCUGACACAGGGCUAAAAGAAGCAGGGCUGAAGAAUGAGUUGCCUGAAAGGAGUGAGCCUUGUGGGAACACCUCAGAGUUUCCCUUCAAUAGACUCUUAAGACUUACGACUGAGGAAAUGAAAUUUAACAUGAAGGUCAAAUCCAUCACCCCCAAACCACCCAGAAAACCAAAGCUGGAGCGAACAUUUUCCUUAGAUGAAAAAGGCUGGAGGAGAAGGCGUUUUAGAACAAGCCAAGAAAGCCUGACAGACCCUAAUGAGACAGGUUCAUCAUCUGGCUCCCUACAGGAGGUGACUACAAGUCCUCCAAAAUUGACUACAUUACCUCAUGAUGGUAGUCCUACUCCUCACAACCUCAACAGCCUCCAGAGCACCUCUUUGCAGGAUAUUCCUGAACCAGGAGACAUAGGAAAUAGUACAAAUCCCUCUUCUUCCUUGGAAAUUAUUCCUCCCACUGUGACAAGUGGUUCCCUGGAACUUCUGCAUGGGGUUACAGCUUCAAGGAACAAACUUAGACUUUCCAGAGUAUUGCCACCAUUACAACUUCCCCCUUUGGAAUUGAAUGUUGCAUCUGAAACCCUAAGGACAACUAAUAAAAUUGACCUGGAUUAUGUAAAUUAUAAACAUCAUGCUCAAAGUAAAUUGCUCCGGCCUGAUAGUAGCCUGAGUGAUGGUAGAUUACAAAGCAGUAUGGUUUGCGAUAACUGUUCCAUGACCUCUGUGAAGUCCUCAUCCAGCCUUCUUACACCCAUUCACUCAAAGGAUAUCAGAAGCAGGAGCUAUAUGGAAGGAAGCCUCUUAGCUAGCGGUGCCUUGUUGGGAGCAGAUGAACUAGCCCGAUACUUUCCAGAUCGGAACGUGGGACUCUUUGUGGCCACAUGGAACAUGCAGGGCCAGAAGGAACUUCCAAAUAACCUGGAUGACUUUUUAUUACCUUCUGAAGCUGACUAUGUCCAGGACAUGUAUGUUUUAGGAGUCCAAGAAGGCUGUUCAGACAGGCGGGAGUGGGAGAUCCGGCUACAGGAAACAUUGGGACCCCACUAUGUGAUGUUGUACUCAGCUGCCCAUGGUGUACUGUACAUGUCAGUAUUUAUAAGAAGGGACCUCAUCUGGUUUUGUUCAGAGGUAGAAUAUUCAACAGUAACAACUCGAAUUGUGUCUCAGAUAAAAACCAAAGGGUCAUUGGGAGUCAGCUUCACUUUUUUUGGCACCUCCUUUCUCUUUAUCACAUCUCACUUCACUUCUGGUGAUGGGAAAGUAUCUGAUCGACUUUUAGACUACAGUAAAACUAUCCAAGCACUUACACUUCCUAAGAAUGUCCCAGAUACAAACCCAUAUCGAUCUAGUUCCUUGGAUGUCACAAGUCGAUUUGAUGAAGUGUUCUGGUUUGGAGACUUUAAUUUUCGACUGAAUGGCGGACGGAUGGCAGUAGAGUCAAUCCUGAAACAGAAUCUGGAGAUGAACAUGUCAGAGCUACUUCAGCAUGACCAGCUUAUUAAAGAAAUGAAGAAAGGAUCCAUCUUCAAGGGGUUCAGGGAAGCAGACAUUCACUUUUUCCCUUCAUAUAAAUUUGAUGUUGGAAAGGACAGCUAUGAUAGCACUUCCAAGCAGAGGACGCCUUCUUAUACAGACCGAGUUGUAUAUAAAAGCCGUCAAAACGAUGACAUCUACCCAGUCAUGUAUUCUUCCUGUCCUGGAAUCAAGACUUCUGAUCACCGCCCAGUGUAUGGUGUGUUCCGAGUAAAAGUGAGACCUGGGAGAGACAACAUUCCUCUUGCUGCUGGCAAAUUUGAUCGAGACCUCUAUUUGUUAGGAAUUAAAAGACGCAUUUCAAGGGAACUUCAGAAACAAGCACUUAAAGAUCAAAAAUCCAGUAUGAUUUGUACUAUUUCCUGAGAAAACUGGCCUUGCAAGAACCUGACAAGCCAUCAGUAAGGGAAGAUCACCCCAGCAGGCCAAAUGAAUGUUUCAGUCUGUGUGUGAAGAGAACUCACUGUAAAAGACUGAAGUAGUUUUAUGGGUAAUCACCUAUUCCAUCUUUAACGACCCAUGAAGACUAUCUUAAAAGUUGUUCUGUUCUCUGUAUCUUACCAAAAAACUGUAACACACUGGCUGAAAAUUCAAUAAUGGUGUGGUGCCUAACUUCUCAGUGUCCCAGGAAGGACAGGUAUCCUGAGAACAAUUUGGAUUUCUUGUAAAUAAAUAAAUCACUCCUCUGUAGUACUUCCAUUAUGAGCAAGGCAGAUUAUCUUUAUUGACAUUUCUAGCCUUUUUCAGGGUUCCUUCAUUGUAUUCCUCCAAUAGGAUAUUAAUUCAGACACUGGCACUCUGCUUUGGCAAACACCCGAAUUACAUUUUGCCCUGAAUAGCUUAUAUGGUCUAAGGCAGUACUUUAUUUCCUUAAUAUUUGCUGCCAAAGAGCUCUUCAAUACCUGACUAAAUUUUACUUUUUAAAAAAAUAGGUAUUUUGGCCACAUGCCCCACGGCGAGUACAUCUUAACUCUUGUAGGUACAUUUGUGUUCUUCCUACAUUUAGCCUCCAAAGAUCUAUCCAACCCCCAUAUAUAAAUAUAUAUGCUUUCCUGUAUACAUCAUUCCUCUAGUUACUAUUGAAUAGAAUGCCACAGGAUAAUAAGUCAUUUGCUUAAUGGCCCACUUCUCCCUGACCCAGGGCAUUAGGUCAUGGGGAUAGAGCAGGUAGUCUGUCAGUUGUGCUCCUGGAAGUUGAAAAAGCUGAACUUGUGGCUUAGGCGCACUUACGAUUGUCCUUGAGACACGAACCCCAAACCCAGGAGUCACUAUUAAGAGGACAAGAGGCCAUGCCAAACAAUCUGGUUGCUCUUACCAAAUCCGAGAGAUGACUAAAAGCCAACUUGAAUCCAGGGACAGGGAGCACGUAAGGUGGUUCUCCAGGAUUGAUACAAUACAUGCUGUCAUCACAGAACUUCAUUAUUCAUCCUUAUGGAUUUUAUCAGCUAUGCAGAUUCCCAUGGAGGUCACCCCCAAGUGUCAUUUUAUGGAACUACUUCAAGAGUUUUGGGAAACAAGGGAACAUUGUAGAAAAGGGUAUGUUUGCAGAUGUUGUUUGCUCUGUUCAGGUCAUCUGCUUUUUUUUUUUUUUAAAGAAUCAGCCACAGAAUAGCAUCAUUUAAAAUCCUUUUCAUUUAUUUGCCUAAUGGUUUGGGUGUUUGGAAUGUUACUAUUUUGCACUAAUCCUGGAGAAACAACUACAGAUUUUUAAGAGGGUUUUACAACUCAUUACUGUUGUUUUCUUUCUUGUCUCAUAACCAAAAAUUGUUAGUCCUUGAAUAUGUGGCAAUCAAGGUGGAUUCAAUGUAGUCUUCUAAAUUAAUAUUUAUUUUUCUUAUUUAUAUUUUAAAAUAAAUGUAUAAAAUUUAUAAGGUGAACCUAGGUCUUACCUAUAGGUGUGUUUCCUUAGUAACAUUAGAGUUCUAACAGAAAAUAUAUAUAUGUGUCAACUGACCAGAAUCUUUCUGAAUUUCAAUUAUGUGAUUUCUAUUUUCUAAUCUAUAAGUGAAUUUAUUGUAAAUAGAUCUGAAAACAGCAUAUUUAAGUGAGGCUCCCAAUUUAUGCCAUAGAAAUAGACUACAGAAUUUGAAUUUCCAGAUACAGACUUGUGUUUGAGUCAACAAAGAACAUUUUAAAAACAAAAUUCACCCUUUAAGACAUUUAUAGAAAUGCUCUUUUAUCUUAUAGGUAAGAUCCUAUUAGGAAGAAUUCCAAGGAGCUGUUCAGUUUGUUUCAUUUUACUGGAAUGUUGUAUAAAAUAUUGUUUAAAUAAGUAGGCCAUACAUUUCACUUAAAAAUCGUUAUGUUGGUUUUUAUUGUAAUAUGAUUUGACCUGAGCAAAUUUUUGCAGAUUCAAUCAGAAAAACAUUUUUUUUUCCCAAAUGAGGAAUAAAUUUUAUUUCUUCAACUUUAAAGUAAUUAAAACAUGAAUUCAUUUAUAUAGUAGUUUGUGAUUAAGAACGUGGCAGGAAGGCACUAUAUAAAUCUGAUUUUUAAAAUCACUAGUUCUAUGUUGAGUGAAAAUUCAGAUUCUUUGUGAAACUAUUUCACUCCUGGAAAAUUAUAGUGACAGUAAUUUUGACUGAGCACAAAUCUCAAUUGUAAAAGUUAUGAAAAGUAAAUUAUUUGCCAAUUUCCCAAGCAAUAAUCAAAUCUGCUUAAAAUUUUGGUUUGCUUAGUCUGAGUUGCUUAUUUAAAAGAUUUUUGUGUAUCAGGUCUCUGGUAAAUUGUUUUCAUCUUGAAUUUUUUUUUACUUAAGUUAUAUAUUUUUUGUACUUCCACAAUUAAAACUAAAUUGCCAGGAAA